Messenger RNA from Lonchura striata (white-rumped munia), 1398 nucleotides. NCBI's taxonomy places the organism in Eukaryota, Metazoa, Chordata, Aves, Passeriformes, Estrildidae. The record is from RefSeq and is a predicted model, not a curated record.
UGUUGCUGUUCUUUACCCGGCAGAGCCGGGGCCGCCCGGGGGCUGCAGCCGAGGAGGAGGCGGCGGCCGAGCCCAGGAGCUGUGCCGUGCUGGUCUGUGACAGACGCCAACGCUCCGGCGAGCAGCGACAGCCUCGGGGAGAGCCGUGGAGCCCAUGGAAUAGAGGAGAGUCCCCGGCGCGGUGUCUCCAGCAGGACCCGGAGCAGCCCGAGGCAGGGACAGGAGCCGGACAUGCCCGAGCCAGCCCCGCUCGGCGGGGACAGGAAAGCGGCGGAGAAGAAGCGGGGGGAGAAGGUGGGAGCCAAGGGCAGCGCUGCCGGGCCGCCAGUCCCCAGGACCCUCCCGGUGCAGAGCAAGGUGGAGCCGCCCAGCCUGGACCCUGCGGAGGAGCCGCUGCUCUGGGAAGGGCUCACCCUCAACAAGUGCAUCCUGGUGGCCUCCGUGGUCGCCCUGCUCAGCGUCACCUUCCAGGUGCUCCAAGCUCCAUGCUCCAAGGAGGGACUGGCCCGCGGCCGGCAGGAGCCUCCGCCCCCUCCCGUUCCCGAGGCUGUGAGCCCCAAGGCGGAGAUCCCAGAGGCGGUGACCGCCCAGGCUGAGCCGCCACCGGAGAGCAGCGCGGUGGAGGAUGAUGGUGAUGAUGAAGACGGUGACGAUUACGAUGACAGCGAAGCUGACAGCAACCUGGCAGAACCCUGGAUCUUCAAGAAGUGGUUUGGCCGCGCAACACCAGAGGAUGAGGACAAGGAUGAGGACAAGAAUGGGGACAAGGAUGAGGACAAGGAUGAGGACAAGGAUGAGGAUAAGGAUGAGGAUGAGGAUGAGGACAAGGAUGAAGAACCUGCAGCUGUCCUCGAGGUGCCAGUGGCUGUGAUGGAGGGGAAGAAGAGCCAGGAGAAGAAAGUGGAGAAGGAGGAGGAGGAAGAGGAAGAAAAAGAGGAGAAGGAGAAAGAAAAAGAGGAGAAUGAGGAGGAGGAGGAGAAUGAGAAGAAGGAGGAGGAAGCGGAGGAGGAGAAGGAGGAGAAGAAGAAGGAGGGGAAGAAGGAGAAAGCCCGGGAAGGCCGUGCUGUCCAUGUGGAGCGGAGCAGCCGGAGGGAGGCACGAGCCAAGGACAGGACAGCGGGGGACAAACCUGGCAGAGCCCCCAGGGCCCCCAGGGAAGCCGAGCAGCAGCCCCAGAAGAAGCGAGACCGGGAGAGGAAGGAGAGGAAGGAGAGACGGCGGGAGAGGGAUGAGUCCAGGAGGGACGGGUGGAGGGGCCGUCCCGGCAGGGCUGAGGGUGGCCGGGAGAGCCCGAGGGAGAGCCCGAGGCGGGACUGGAAGCAGCAGAAGGGCAGGAGGCCCUGGGAGCCGGCGCCGGGCAGGGACGGCAGGGCCAGGGAGGGCAAGAGGCGCGACUGA